UCGGGCCGCAGGCGUGGCGCCCGGUCCUCGGAAGAGCUGCUCUUCAGGCUCCCGACGGCCGGCAGAGCAGCGGCUGCAGGACCCUCCCGCCGCCGGCCGCUCCCCUACCCACUUUCCCGCCGGCCCCUUCCUCUCUUCCCCGGCCCUCCUCCCUGAGCCGAGCGGAAGUGACGCGAGGCGUAGCGGAAGUCCCUGCAGCCGCGGUGUUGUGCUGUGGGCAAGGGAAAAGGAUUUGUAAACCCCGGAGCGAGGUUCUGCCUACCCGAGGCCGCUGCUGUGCGGAGAGCCCCGGGGAAAGCCACCAUCACCAUGUCUGACCAGGAGGCAAAACCUUCAACUGAGGACUUGGGGGAUAAGAAGGAAGGAGAGUACAUUAAACUCAAAGUCAUUGGACAGGAUAGCAGUGAGAUUCAUUUCAAAGUGAAAAUGACAACACAUCUCAAGAAACUCAAAGAAUCAUACUGUCAAAGACAGAUGCAGGGGCCGGGCCCUGGGCCGUCUUCUACUGCUUUCCCAGGCCAUAGCAGAGAGCUGGAUUGGAAGUGGAGCAGCUGGGACUCAAACCCACACCCAUAUGGGAUGCUGGCACUACUGCAAGCACCGGCUUUACCCACUGUGCCACAGUGCUAGCCCAAACUGUUUCUGUCUUGAUGUCUUACUAGUGGAUAUAAUAGUAAAAGCAAAUAAUUUUUGGUGAUUAUGAAAUUUCCUUAUGCUUCUAACUGGAGGUUUUAGCCAUAUGUUACAUUUAAGUACUAAAUUAUCAGUACAAUGUCUUUAUGCAUAGUAGUACAUGUUAUUGCUAAUUGCAUUUGAAAUAUCAAGCAAUUUUCUGUUUAAAGAAAGUUCUUAUGGAAGUCCAGUUAAUUUUUUAAUACCAAAUCCUCACAGAUUCUGGCCUUCAUGAUCUAGAUUAUUAGAUCAGUAGCGAAUUCCUUUCACCUGCCUGAUUUAAAUUUGGAUUCUAGCACUGUGAUGGGCAAGUUAUUGAGCCUCACUGUGCCUUACUUCCCCCUUAGUAAAAUACUAAUAUUGUAUUAGUACUGCCUUAGGAAGAUGCGAUGCUGUAACCUGUGUAAAACUCAGACUGUGGUGCCCGAACUUGCGCAGGGACUGUUACCUGUUGUUACCAUUAUUAACAGAGCUUAAAAAUAAGUGUAAUUAGAAUAAAUAUGUUUAUAUAAGAUAACCAAGGCAUAUUUUAGGUGACGUGAAAUUCGUUAAUAAGCAAGAAAUGGGUUUAAUUAGUCUAUUAAAAUUAUUUACAUAUUAAUGUAUUAUGGAUUUUAUUGUAUAUGGUUUGCUUUUUUAAUUGUUGGGAUUUGUAACAUGAUUUAGUCAGCAGAAAGUGAUUAGCUGUUAAGUGAAACAGUUUUGUCUCUGCUGUUAAUGUAGGUUUUAAUUGUUAAACUCAGUAAAAUCUCAUAAUGGAGGCUCAGCUGAUUCACAUUAAUAAUUUUGGUGGGAGCUAAAAUUGAGAAGAAAUUCACCCAGAGAAAGGGACAUUUACUCAUUAUGUGCACUAUAAGUGCACGUACGCUAUAAGUACUUAAAAUACAUUGUCAUUUUAAUACUUAAAACUCUGAAGCAAAUUCUGCUUUCUCAGGCCUUUAGCAGGGAGCUGGAUUGGAAUUGGAGCAGCCAGGACCCAAACUGGCGCCCAUAUGGAUGCCAGCAUCACAGGCAGUGGCUUUACCCCCUAUGCCACAACACUGGCCCAUCAUUCUGCCAUUUUAUUUUAUGGAUUGGUUUCUGUAGGAACUUUAUUUGAUCGGCAAAGUGACAGGGAGAAACAGAGAAAGAGCUCUUCCGUCAGUUGGUUCACUCCCCAAAUGGCUGUGAGGAUUGAGACUGGGCCAGACUGAAGCUAGUAUCCAGGAACUCCUGGGUGUCCCUUAGGGGUGGUGGGAUCCAGCUACUUGGUCAUCUCCCACUGCCUUUCCAGAUGCUUUAUCAGGGAGCUGGAUCAGAAGCGGAGCAGCUGGGACUGGAACAGGUACUCUGCUAUCCAGUGGUGACGGUGCAGACUGCGUCUUAACCUGCUGUGCCAGAGUGCUGGCCCUGCUAGGUCACAGAGUUUAGCAAAAAUGAAUAGAGGGUUGUGAUCUAGAACACAGGCCUAGAAGCAGGUUUGCGCUUAAAUUCUUGACUGGAUUGUGUGCUUUCUCUAAACCUAGAGUUCUCUAGCUGUAAAAUGAAGAUAAGGUGAUACUACUACCUUCCAGGAUUGUUAGGAACAGUUACGACUAUGCAUAUGAAAUACUUGGUACUGGGAUGGCUUAGCAAAUGGUUGGUACUCAGUAUAUGGUGAUUCUGAUAGAAUCAGCUGCCUAGUUUUAUGUGCUAUAUAAGGCUUUCAUGCUUGCUUUUUGUGCCUCAAAGCUUCUGUUACAAGAUUUGUAUAUUUUUUUUUUUUUACACCU
Molecule: messenger RNA, 2423 nt
Organism: Oryctolagus cuniculus (rabbit)
Lineage: Eukaryota; Metazoa; Chordata; Mammalia; Lagomorpha; Leporidae
Source: RefSeq, a predicted model, not a curated record